UCCCUUUCCCCCGUAACCAAACAUAGCCUAAGUGGUAGCGUAGCAUUUUCGUAUCAAUGAAGUGGAAGCAGCCAUUUUACAUCUGCAAAUUGGCCUCUGUUUUUAACCUCAAACCCUAACCGUUUUCUGCAUUUUUGUCUUCCUACUACACUAAUCACAACCCAAAACCCUCUAUUGCUUACAUACGAAUCACAACCCAAACAAAACCCUGAGAAAUUGGCCUCUGUUUUUAACCUCAAACCCUAACCGUUUUCUGCAUUUUUGUCUUCCUACUACACUAAUCACAACCCAAAACCCUCUAUUGCUUACAUACGAGUCACAACCCAAACAAAACCCCGAGAAAUUUCUAAUUGGAUAUACAAAUAUCCUAAAACAGCAGCUAAAGAUGUCAGACAUUCCGAUGGAUGUAGUCGCCGACAUACUCUCAAGGUUACCAGUGAAACCUCUUAUACGAUUCAGGUGCGUGUCUAAACCCUGGUAUGCCCUAAUCGACAGUUCUGGUUUCGUAAAAUUACAUCUCAAAAGAUCAAAAGAAACGAACACCAAUCGCAGCCUCAUUCUAAAAAGUGACAAACUCUACUCGGUAGACUUGGAUUCGCUCGAUCAUGCCGUUGAGCUUGGGCAUCCGUUCAACUAUAAGGGAUUUGACAUAGAUGUGUUGGGUUCUUGCGAUGGGUUGCUCUGUUUGUACGACCCAUUCUACUCAGCUCACUUCGUCUUGUGGAACCCGUCGACCCGAAAACUCCACAACUUACCGACCUCGCGGUUUGAGUUUUCAGGUAAUCCCUGCUCCCUCUCUGGUUUUUUAUUUGUUUACGGGUUUGGGUAUGACGCUGUCUAUGAUGACUACAAGGUGGUGAAGAUGGUACAGUAUUAUGGCAAAGAUGAUCAUCUUUUGGAUCGUGAACUUAAGGAUUUUAGAGAAGUUAAGGUUUAUAGUAUGAAAUCGAAUUCAUGGCGAAGGGUUAAAGAUUUCCCAUAUUACCUCUCGAAAUAUCAAAUAAGUGGUGUGUUCAUUAGUGGGGCUCUGCACUGGGUUGUGAAUCAAAGGUCAGAAUCACCAUCAUGUAUGGCUGCGCUGAUUGCUUCUUUUGAUAUUGGAUCUGAGGAAUACGGAUUGGUUCCAAUGCCUGAAUUUUCAGAUAAGAAUUUUUACAUGACUCUGAUUGACUUGGGAAUAUGCCUUUGUGUAUUUUGCGAAUACGUUAGCCAUGCUGAUGUAUGGGUGAUGAAGGAGUAUGGAGUAGAAGAAUCUUGGACUAAACUGCUUUCCAUUGCAAAAGGGGGUGAGAUUAUGUCAUUUCAUCAUCGAAUGCCUGUAGCAUAUUCAAAUAGCGGCAAGGAAGUAAUAUUGCGACAGGAUGGUGCAGAGCUUCUAUUGUACGACUUUGAAAAGGAAAAAGUAAAAAAGAUUAAGAUUCCCGGCCUUCCGAGGUUUGGAAGUACACAUUUAUGCUUGGGAAGCCUUGUUCCGCUGCAUGGUGUUGGUGCCCUUUGUGGUGUUGGUGGAAGUGAUGAGAAGAAUCAGCAAUCACAAAAGAAGAGUAAAAAGAAGGGUAGAAUGAGCUUGUGCUCUUGCCUAAAUUAUUUGAACUGUUAAACUAUCUUAUGUCAUAGCAGUUCACACAAGUAACUGGAAGAAGAAAUAGAGUGGGAGGGAGAAGUUGGACAGGUAAGUUAAUAGAUUUUGGCAGAAUGUUUUAUAGUAGUUUGUAGAGCUGAUUUUUUUAUUUUUUAUUUACUUUAACUUGCCUACAUUGGCUAGUUUUAAGCCUAAUGAUAUUAUAUCUUAUGGGUGAUUUUCUAAUUAUGUGAACAUAGAGAGAUUAAAUGCUUGAUGCUAAAGGGAGGAUGCAUAUGAGAUUAUCCAUUUUGUGCAAUAUUACUUAUUAAAUCUAAUCAAUCACAAUGCUCCCCAUAAGUAUCUAAUAUGAACUAUUGUGAUUCUCUCAAGAUUGAGCUGGAUCAAUGGGGCUGUACUUGGGCACAUUGCAAAGUUUGAGGAUGGAAGUAAAGAAAGAAAGAUAAUUGGAGAAUGUUUCUUAUGGUAUCAUAUAUGUUAUUUUUUGUUAAUCCAUGUAAUCUAAAGUUCAAUGUUUGAUUAUAAUAAGCGUAUGAAACAGUGUCAACCGACAAGUAAUAGGUUAUAGUUAUGUUAGAUUUUAUUUUAUGCAGUAUACAUGAAGGUUUGACAUUACUAUGUUUGAGUGUGUCUUGAAUUUCUUUUGUUGGAACUCAUGUUGAGGGGAUAUGAAUGCCUUUUUCUAUAUUGCUGAACUCUUCAUAAUGAAUAAUUCUUUGGUAAUAUUAAUAUGGCUAUAAAUUGAUAACUUUAAACUUAGCCGGGAUACAAGUAUCUCACCAUUGAACUUUUAGUGGACAAUGUUUUUUCAAAAUUUCCAUAAAUUCCUUUGAUAUCUAAGGGAUUGUUUAGUAAUGUUAAUGUUUAGUGCUUGUUGUUGCCAAAAGGCUGAAAAUGAUGAAGAUGUCUAUUAAACGUAAGUUGUGAAUUUGUUUACGUUGUCAAAUUCUGAAAAUAUGUUUAUAAAAUGUCCCAAAUUUGUAAAGACCAAAAAGUUCGUUACAAGACAAUUUUCAAAUAGUCAGCCCAUACCAGUUUUCUCAAAAAAUGUCUCUUUACAGUUCCCAAUAAUUCAUCUAAAACCCUAUAGCGUUUUUAUUUUCUUUCUCCUCAACAGUCCGUUAUAUAUCUCUCCUCAACCAUCCUCUUCUCUUGUGAUUUCAGACGCCCCAAAACCCUAGAUUGCUUGGGUGUUGUUAGUAUCACGAAUCAAGAUAGCAUGAAGCAAACAUUCAAGUUGCUAGGGAUUUUAUUCGUCGAGUGUGCAAAUUUUGUGGGCAGUGGUAAUCUUGAAUUUAAUGGUUAUUCUAGAGUGUAUUUGGCUUCUUCCAUUUGAGUUGGAUGGUUAAGAGUGAAGGUGGGCAUGGAAUAAUUAUCCUAUAUCUUAUUCUUACAGCAUUCUUUGAGAGGUUUUGUGCUUGCAUAUGAUGAAAAUAAUGAUAUCUGAUAUGGGUAAUUGCGAUUGAUAUACCAAUGAGGGAUCACAUAGUUUUGCUUUCUAUCAAACAUGUUUCCGGUUUUCUGGUUACAAAAUUUUUAAAUGCUGUUUCUAUUUUCCGAAAAUUAAUAGUUAAACACAAAGACUAAUACACAUCUACUAAGCAUUAAACAUGAAAAACAUAAAUGUUGCGAAGCAACCCCGAUAAUCUUCGUAACACCUUUCUGGUUAAAUGAAUAAUAAAUUAGUGCAUCUUAUAUUCUUUUCCCCAAAUUUUCAGUAGUAUAGUCAAAAGGACAACCAUAGCUAUAUUUUUCAGAAUUCAAGUUGAUUCAUUUUGCCCACACCCCUAACAGAAGGAAGAAAAACAUGAACUAAAAUUAUGUGAAUAAUCAUAUCAGGCAGAGUCUUAGUAGCUAUAAUAUCCAGGAUAUUUAUUGGCUGGAAUCUGUAUGGAUUUAUGAGGUGCUAGUGCUGGAAUAUUUUCGGACUGUUGUGAGUUUAAUGUAGGAGAAAGAUAAACUGGUGUUGAUCAGCCGCCAUCAGGAUAUUGUUGUUAAACUUGUUAUAUAAUGAAUUUAUGCUCCUGAGAACUACUUCUAGACUUACACUGCUUCUUUAAUGAGAUGAUCAAUUUUUAUUCAUCGAAAAAAUAGUAUAGAUAGUAUGGUCCUUUCUCUUAUAAUAUAAUAACAGAGGAAUCUGAACCUUAAAACUGGAUGGUAGCACUGAACGUGCAAAAACAGGGUGUGAUGUCAUGACUCUUUUAUUUUUUCCAUAUUUUCUGAAGUAAAAUAAUGUGGCAUUUUCUUUCUCUUUUCUUUUUAAUUGUCUCAUAAUUAACAGCUACGAUUUAUUAGGUGGAUGUCAGUUUGAUUGGGAGGCUAUCAUUGGAUUUUUGUUCACCCUUGCAAUUCUAGCUGCUACUUGUGUUUCAUUAACAUGUUGUUGGUUUAGGGAAGUGAUCUAAAUUUGAUAAGAUGUAAUGAAUUAUUAAGCAUACUAAAGAUUUUUGCCGCCAAUAUUAAACUGUAAAUGAUGUCUUGUAACCAAUAGUUUUAGGAGCUUGAGGCAUAUUACCCUUUUGGCUCUUAGUUUGUUCGAUUUGGCACAGAUGACUUCCAUAUGGUGGGUGAUUUCUGAUGUUAAAAUUAGUUUUGAAUUUUAGACUGCUAAGACAUAUCACUGAUGUGCAAUCAUCUAUAAUAUGGGUUUCAUAUAAAAUAUAGAUGACAUUUUAUGGGCUUGAGGUAGUUUUAUGUUUCUGGCCGAUUAGGCGACCAGGACCAAAUUCAAUUUUUUUAUUGAUCAAAAUUUUCUGGCUGAAACAUAUUGUGCAUUUUCGCAAUAAAAGUGGCAGUUCAUUAUUGUUUUUACGAUGGGUUGCUUUGUUUGUUUGACACACACUACACACCAGAAGACAUUGUCUUGUGGAACCGGAAAACAAAAUUACCAAAAUCACUGAUUGAGAUUUUGAGUAAAUCCUGCUAUUGCUGUAGGGAACACUUCUUCCGUGGCCAUGUCAUUGUUUAUGGGUUUGGGUAAGAUGUUGUCAACGAUGACUACAAGGUGGUGAGGAUGGUACAAUAUCAGGGCAAAGAUGAUUAUGCAUUUGAUUCUGAAGUUAAGGUUUAUAGGUGAAAUCGAAUUCAUGGUGAAGGGUUAAAGAUUUCCUUUAUCUCUGGUACUGGUGAGUGAAUGGCGUUUUCAUUGGUGGGGCUGUGCACUGGAUUGCGAAUGAAAGACCAGAAUCAUCAUAUAUUGCCCACCUGAUCGCCGCUUUUGAACUUGUAUCUCAGGAAUAUGGAUUGGUUCCGACGCCUGAAUUUUCAGAUAAGCAUUUUAGAAUGAAUGUGGAUGACUUGGUUCUGACGCCUGAAUUUUCAGAUUAGAAUGAAUGUGGAUGACUUGGGAGGACGCCUUUGUAUAUAUUGUGAUUAUUUUGACGGCCAUGUUGAUGAUGUAUGGGUGAUGAAGGAGUAUGGAGUAAAGGAAUCUUGGCUAAAUUGUUUUCCUCCUUUGCGCAAGGGACUGUGAUUAAGUCAUAUCGUUGUGUGAAGCCUAUAGCAUAUUCAAAGAAUGGUGGAGAAGUAAUUUUGGAACAGGACAAUACAAUGCUUAUUCGGUGCGACUUAAAGAAAGAAAAAGGCAAAAGGAUUAAGAUUCAUGGCUUUCCGUAUAUUCAAAGAACACAGAUGUGCUUGGGAAGCCUUGUUCUGCUUCAUGGUGUUGGUGGAAGUGACGAGAAGCAGCAGCAAUCACAAAAGAAGAUGAACAAAAAGAAGGAUAGAAAGAAGAGAUUCCUGAUAGAGCAGUCAGAAGAAGAAAUAGAGGAGGAGUUAAGUUGGAGAGGACUGAUCAGACGAGUACUUGGAGUGCUUGGGGAAUUUUAAUGGUUGUAUGUAAAGCUUGCAUGAGCAAGGCAAAGAUGCCAGAUACGCGGAGAAGCUGUGAAGAAGAAGAAGACACACGAGUGUGAUGAGCUUGACCAACUGGAGCAGAGAGGAAGUAAAGAUUGCCUUUCCAAAUACCUUUAGCGAGUAGGCGCCCGAUCAGAGAUCCUUCACAAGGACGUCGCUACACUAGUUAUGGAGAGGAUUUUGGCCCGACGGAAGAAGUCUUUUUCCUCCAUCGACGGGCGGAGCUAAUUAGAAUUAUCAUAUGUUAUUUGGUUAAUUAUCAUUACAUUAACUUUCAGCUUGUAAUUGCAUAACUAAUCAUAUUGUUUACUAUGGCUGACUAGUAAUUAGUUUCCAGAGAAAA
Messenger RNA from Cornus florida, 5783 nucleotides. RefSeq names its product F-box protein CPR1-like. The transcript is spliced from 3 exons. Bases 386 to 1600 code for a protein of 404 amino acids. Gene Ontology annotation, molecular function: protein binding. NCBI's taxonomy places the organism in Eukaryota, Viridiplantae, Streptophyta, Magnoliopsida, Cornales, Cornaceae. The record is from RefSeq and is a predicted model, not a curated record.